AUGCCACCCAGAAAGAAAAUCAAGACCGCCCACCCUUCGUCCGAAAACACAUCGGGGAACGCGAAUGCGUCCUCCGAGCCCGACAUAAUAGGUUCAACAGGCCGACGCGGACUGUGCGACCUUCCGACCGAGGUGCUGCACAUGAUCGGAGGCCUUCUGCACCCUAAAGACUUGUUCAGCCUGUGCCACACCUGCAAAGACAUCCGCGCCUGCUACUGGUCCAAAGGCGCGGAAAGGGUGAUUUGGUAUAAAGACGCUGCCGAGCAAGUGGCGACCGUCGAUCCCGCCCUCAGCGAUGCUAUCCUUGAUUGGGAGACAUACCCGGACUUCUUCACGGUCUUGAGUCUAUCUAGCCGUAGAUACAACGACAGGUGGAACCUGCUUCUUCGGCGCGACGUGGACGCGGUCGUUAAACGGUACAAGAAACUUACGGCUCCCGUGUCUAAAGAUGCGUUAGACCAGUUCACCGGCACUCUGGAGGACGAGUACAGCCAGCGUCAAGAGUGUCGUAAACUUGAAGAAUGGUUGAGUGGGAGGCGCACAGCGGAGCUCCGCUCUGUCAAGGAUAGACGGUUAGAAAGCAUCCUGGAUCGCCUAUGCAAGGCAGGUUGGGGCUGGGAACUAGGUUACAUGGACCAUCUGGAAAUGGACAACUUCGCUAAGCUCCCUUCAGUGCGUCUGCCUAAGCCCUUGACCGACGCAGAAUGGCCGAGGGUGAUGAACGCGGUACAGGCCACGCUCGACAAGGUACGCGAGGACGUGUUUGCCACCGAACGCCAAAUCGAGCUCCGCGUACGCCAUAAAGACCUCCAAUCGGCCAUCCAAGGACACUGUGUGCAGUUCCCCCGGACCGCGCACAUGAUGCUCCACCCUAAGCCGAUCGACUUCGCCUUCAGGCCCAAGUGCCGCACCAUCCUCGAGCGCUCCAUGAUAUACAGUUAUGGCGGAGAAAACAUCCCCUUCCGACGCAUGACUCCCGGGCUCGUCAAGAGAUGGAACGCGGACGUCAAGAAGAAGUUGACGCGCCACCUGUGCCAGUACCUCCCACCCGUCCCAUCUGGCGUCGACCCUCUCAAUCUGGCGAUCGCUAUCUUCACCUGUUCUCACUGCACGGGAGUCAGUAAUGACACAUUCCAGGUGAACGCCCGCGCCCGAAUCAUGCGAUACCCCGAAGUACUCUGCCACCAGUGCCUACGCAUCGAAGAUGGCGAUUUCCCGAACCCGGAGGAUGAUUUGUAUACGCGUAUCGUCACCCGGCCUAACUUCAUCACCAACAAAUACAAGCGCAACGAGGAGCGCGAACGCCUGACUUGGAGGUGUAAGCCCUUCAGCCUCGACCGCCUGAUAGACGGGCCCGUGGCGGUUGCGCAUAUCGAACGGAUGCGUAGGGUCGUCUCGGCGCUGGGCCUUGAUGCGACACGAGCGACUACCGACGAGCUGAAGGCAUGUGGAGGCUGGCUUCGUUGCGCGCUCUGUGAGCCUGGCGGCCCAGAGGCGCCGGUGAAGCAUGUAUACGACUGGGUCGCCGCGUUCGAUCAUGAGCACGUGCACUUCGGUAGCCGUAUCGACGGCGGUGGUGCAGAUAGAGAUCGCAUGUGGCAACGCGUCGACCAGCCGGAGGUCCUGGCCACCGUCGUCGAGGAGCUCGAGCCCGUAGCCCGCAACGCCCUUCUCUCCGACCCCGGCCCCUACUGGUGCUGCUCUUUAUGUGACUAUGAGUCAAGCAUAGAAUGGGUCGAUGACCACCUAGAAGAAGUGCACAAUAUGGAGGAUGCUGCUCAGGCGAUCCAGGAUGGCACAAUAUUCAGACAUCCUUGGAUAGACCCUGACGAGGGGCGCUGUAUCAAGCUCGUCUGAAUAGGAGCAGGGCGUUGCGCCUUCCGAGGCCUGAGCUAAUUAAGGGGGCUCGGCACACGAUUCU
Trametes versicolor FP-101664 SS1 is the source of this 1921-nucleotide messenger RNA. RefSeq lists its product as uncharacterized. Gene Ontology annotation, molecular function: protein binding. The record is from RefSeq and is a predicted model, not a curated record. The transcript is spliced from 9 exons. Lineage: Eukaryota; Fungi; Basidiomycota; Agaricomycetes; Polyporales; Polyporaceae. The coding region runs from base 1 to 1857 and encodes 618 amino acids.